This is a messenger RNA of Hyaloperonospora brassicae, 2556 nucleotides long. NCBI's taxonomy places the organism in Eukaryota, Oomycota, Peronosporomycetes, Peronosporales, Peronosporaceae. The record is from the annotation of a GenBank genome assembly.
AUGUCCACGAACGUCACGGUAGAGCGGCCAAUCCGGAGCCCGUACUGCAACAACAAGGAGUCGUUCCUUGGUGUGGGGAACACCGAGUGCUUGCACGAUAACAUUGAGACGGCGGUGAUUCUGCUCGCAGUCAUUGUGGUCGUGUCGAUUGGCGUGGAAAAGCUGAUCCACCACAUUCGCGGCUCUAUCAAGUGUCCGCAGCUCGGCAAGAUUGUCAACCGCAUGUUUGAGGAGAUCAUGAUCAUGGGGUUCCUCUCCAUGACCAUCUUUGCGCUCAACACGAGCGGUGCCAUGGUGUCGCUCACGCUGAACGAGCUCACGCCGUACGAGAAUCUCCGCUUCUACGAGUUCUUCCACUACAUUGUGUUCCUCACGAUGAUUUACUUCAUCAUCAUCGUCUUGCUGCUACUGUUCAUUGGUACCGUCGUGCCCAAGCUGAUUUGGGACAUCAAAAAGUCGCCCGACCACUGCAAUGAUGGCACCGUCGACAUCCACGGCAACGACACGUACGACACGCGAGACCCAAGUUUCAGCACCGGCUUUAGCAGCGAUUGUACUGGUAACAACCAUCGCAUGCGCCACUCCUUCAUCCGGGGCACAUCGUUUCUGGACCGUGAACUCAAUCCUCACGGCAGGAGCAGUAGUUUCACUGGUGACGCCGAACAUGGACCACAUGCCGACUACUACCUCUCUGUGCAGUCCCAGCAAAACUUUGACGAGGACGGCGUGUACCACAUGAUGGCGAAUCGAGAACGCGCAUUGUCCGGCAUGGACCUCGUCAUUGGCUCACGAGCAUACAAUCUUCUUCUCCAGCGAUACCAACGGGAAGGAUGGUGCUUGCGCAUCAACAUUCACAAGCAAUGGAACUUGUGGAAGAGCUUUGAAAUCCUCGCGUACAACAUCUGCCAGAACCGAAGCGGGUACAUCUACAAGAACCCUGUGGAGAUGGAACGACUAUUUGGGAUCCGGCCGGCUGCUCAAGUGCACCACUCAGACUUCAAAAAGUUAGCCGGUGGCUACAAUGCACACGACGUGCAUCGCGAAGAACCCAUGACAUACGCCAAGUACCAUGUGCUCUGUAUGCGCAACAUGCUGCUCCACAUGACCCAUAUCCCUCCAAGCGCAUACCUGAUCUUCAUCGUCAUCUGCCUGUUGCCAACGCUCUUUCCUGACAAGGAUCGAUGGAUCUUCAUGGGCGUGGGGUUUAUCCUGCUGAUGGUGAACGUUGUCGUUUUCUUCAAGGUGCUGAAGAUCUUGCGCGGGAUCGUAGACGACCGUCUCCACGUCAUUUCUAAACGAGAAAUUGACGCGCGAUUCACGAAAGUGCUCAUGGAAUCUCGCCGUCUCACGUCAAAGCGCCAACAGGCUGCACUUGCUUUGUCACCCGACUCGAGCGGCGAGGAGCACGACUCAUCGGCAGGAGAGGGCUCAAAAAAACUGCGGACUCCGUCCAAACGGGGAAUCAAGUUGUUCAAGUCAACUGCGCUUGCUGUCCGUGCUGUUAUUCGCAUGCAGAUGUCUGCACUUUGUCACCGGCAACUGCAUUACCACAACGACCGGUUCUGGUUCCACAGCCCCACGUUUUUGCUGCGCAUGUUCCAGUUCGCCACAAUCGGUCAAGCUUUCUACCUGGUUUGGUUUUCGCUCGUUGAAAUUGCGAACUUGACAGACUCGACCAAUGUCAGGGAUGGUGAAGAGUUCCUGUUGUUUGUCAUGGCCUUUUUCCCAGCCGUGUCGCUCUUCGUCAUUACGCCACUCACGAUGCCGAGUCUCGUGCUGGUCAUGAGUCUUACGGGCAUUUUCGUCGAGCUCAAUACGGUUGUCAGCGACGAUAAAGGCAAACAUCGCCACGUGACCGAAGAAGAGAUGAAGACGCACACCAGGUUCAUCCGCCGUACUUACUUGAGAAGUCACUACACGGACGACGGGAAUUUUCAGCCGCCGGCUGUGACACCAACGUUCGGCCCUAUCAGUCCAGCGUACUGGCAGGAACCAGCGGCGGAAGAUCGGACCUCCGUGGCCUCUUCGUCCAACGUGUUCCUUCGCACCUACGAUACGCCAGCACCUUCAAUUGGUGCUCGAGGCGCAGGGGACCGUGGAUCAAUUCUCCAUCCUGGUAACGAUAGCACCGUGGGUCACGGCUCUGAAUUCGGCCGUCCGAGAUACAACAGCCAAUCUACUACUGGCAGCAUCGGCAACAGGCGUAGUGAGGACAAUGCGCGGCAGGGAUUCAACUUGAGGGAGUUCCAAUCAAUGGGAGGUGACGCUGCGGCUGCACCUGCAAACAACCGUACCCGCAACCCUUACAAGUCCGCGUCUUCGUUCACGAGCAACACAAGCAGCUCGAGCAAAACCCCUCGGCCGGCCAGAAAGGAGACCCGCGCCCCUACCUGGAAAAAGCGCUGGAGUCAGGCUGACGUCGAUACAGGCGCGCAAGCCGGCAACAACGCGGAUGCUGACAGCGACCAUGAGGGUGAUUUGGAUCACGACCGGAGGUCUACUGCUGGGUCCUUCAUGAGUCAUUGUUCCAAGUACGGCGGCUACGCAGACGUGUGA